GCUUAACCGUUCCUCAAGACCCGAAUAAAAGAGGUCAGAUAAUGACAGCAAUGUCCUUAACAGCUGGGCCCCAGGAACUGGUGUCUUUUGAGGAUGUGGCCGUGUACUUCACUGCGGAGGAAUGGGCCAGCCUGGGACCUGCUCAGAGGGCCCUGUACAGGGAUGUGAUGCUAGAGAACUAUGCGGCUGUGGCCUCCCUAGCAUCACCCAGUUUCAAACCAGCUCUGAUCUCUCAGCUGGAACAAGGGAAAGAGCCAUGUUUCAUCAAUCCACAAGGUCAGAGUUGGAAAGCAGACCUUGCAGGAUACAGCGCAAAAUUAAGAAGAUGUAUCCACUUAGCUAAAAUGAUGUCACAUGCCAUAAAAUUAAAACUUCUUCGGAAUCAUCUCUUCUGGGAAGACAGGACAAAGGCUUAAUUCCUUACGUUUAAAUACCACUUUUCAGAGUAAGGAGUUGAUUUAAGAGCCAUCUUAAAUGAUGUCAAGUAUGCAUUUUCUUCUUCUGCUGACACAUGCAUUUCCUAGAUUUAAUGUUUUUCAUUCAUUAAAAUUGUUCAUGU
Myotis brandtii (Brandt's bat) is the source of this 559-nucleotide messenger RNA. It is a transcript of the gene KRABD1, whose product is annotated as KRAB box domain containing 1. Gene Ontology annotation, biological process: regulation of DNA-templated transcription. The transcript has 4 exons. The record is from RefSeq and is a predicted model, not a curated record. Bases 42 to 416 code for a protein of 124 amino acids. Lineage: Eukaryota; Metazoa; Chordata; Mammalia; Chiroptera; Vespertilionidae.